UUCUGUCCCUCCUGGAGAGGGUCAUGUUGGGAGGUAUGUCUGUAGUUACUUCUACCAGCACCUGACAUCGCUACCAACCUACCACGUCAGACAGACAGCUCAGCUGCCUGAUCAGUCGCUACAUGAAUCCAAGGUCUGCCGUCCUUAAUUUCUGAAACACAAUGCAUGGUCGGGUUAAAGUUAAGACUUCCUUGGAGCAACAGGAAGUAAAACGGAAGGAGAGAGAGAAAAAGCUACAACUGUAUGUGAGUGUGACUCAGGCUGUAUUGCAUAAGCGUGAAAUAGGGGAACUGGAUAAAGAAGCACUGGAAUUGACAACACAAAUAUUGUCAUUAAACCCAGAUUUUGCUUCAUUAUGGAACAUACGGCGGGAAGUUUUCCUUGCACUUGGAGCUGACAAGUCAGAUGAGGAGAUGCGUUCUCUAUAUUUGGGGGAGCUCUCUUUCCUAGAGAGCUGCUUACGUGUCAAUCCAAAGUCCUAUGGGACCUGGUACCACCGUUGUUGGAUCAUGAAGCACAUGCCGGAACCAGAUUGGUCUAGGGAGCUGACACUAUGUAAUCGCUUUCUGGAGAUUGAUGAAAGGAACUUUCACUGCUGGGAUUACCGAAGAUUUGUAUCUCAGUCAUCACACGUUCAGCUCUCUGAUGAGCUUGAAUUUACCACCAGUCUUAUUACCAAAAACUUCUCCAACUACUCUUCUUGGCAUUAUCGCAGUAAACUUCUCCCGAAAAUCCACCCUGACCCACAGCGACUUGGCAGAGUAACUGAAAAUGUCCUAUCAUCUGAACUGGAACUUGUACAGAAUGCAUUCUUCACUGACCCCAAUGACCAGAGCGCCUGGUUUUAUCAUCGCUGGCUUCUCGGAAGAGCGGAUCACCCUCUUUCCAUUCGAUCUCUCAUAGUUGAUGUGGAUGGACCGUCAGUAUCAGUAACUGUUUCUCAUCCUGUCCUGGUUGAAAACGAUUUGAUAUUGUAUAUUGAUGAAAGGCCAGUUAUGGUCAGCUGGAGAGCUCCUGAAGGAAAAGCAAAGCCAAGUUUGUUCUGGGUCUGUGAUAUCGCUAAAAAACAUGUAAGUGAUCAUUGUCAGCAUAAGUUCAAGGUUAUCUGGAUAGAUGAAGGCACUCAGAUGGAAUGUGUCUUAUAUCCAGGAAGACGAAAAAGUUAUUUCCGAGAGACUGCAUUAGGAGAUAACAUCUUUAGUUUGGAGCUAUCAGAGGGAAAGAGCAGCGUAUUACAGCGAGAGCUACAAUCUUGCAAGGAACUGCAGGAGCUGGAGCCUGAGAAUAAGUGGUGCCUACUGACUAUAAUUCUCCUAAUGCGAGCUCUGGACCCACUGCUUUAUGAGAAAGAAUCUCUCUGCUAUUUUGACAUGCUGAAGCUGGUGGACCAGAUGCGUUCUGGUUACUAUGAUGACCUGCGCAGCAAGUUCCAGAUAGAAAAUGCCAUAUUAAAAAUGGAAUAUGCAGAUAUAAACGUGAUCAAUCUUUCAAAUAAGGGGCUGACACGACUAUACCACCUUGACCAUCUGGUCUUGGUUAGUCAUAUACGUCUUUCCAAUAAUCAGCUCCACUCCCUUCCAAGUGACUUGUUCAUGUUGCAGUAUAUUGAGGUACUUGAAGUGGAUAAUAAUAAUAUUUCACAACUGAGUGGCCUAUGGAACUUACCACGGCUUGAGGAGUUAUCUCUACAGUGUAACAAAAUAGAGAAAGUAUCGGACCUUCAACCACUUGCCAACUGCCCUCGUCUGUCAGUGUUGCGUUUACAAGGUAACCCUGUGUGUGAAAGGGCAGACACUCAAGAACAGUUAAAAGCUCUUCUCCCACAUGUGGACACUAUUGAGAUGUGAUUUAUUUAUUUUGUCUUUUGUCCUUGUCACAUAUGAAUAAACAUAAUAUCUUAGA
Molecule: messenger RNA, 1902 nt
Organism: Pseudophryne corroboree (corroboree frog)
Lineage: Eukaryota; Metazoa; Chordata; Amphibia; Anura; Myobatrachidae
Gene: RABGGTA
Product: Rab geranylgeranyltransferase subunit alpha
Exons: 17
Coding region: 162-1847 (561 amino acids)
Biological process (GO): protein geranylgeranylation
Cellular component (GO): Rab-protein geranylgeranyltransferase complex; cytoplasm
Molecular function (GO): protein binding; zinc ion binding; Rab geranylgeranyltransferase activity
Source: RefSeq, a predicted model, not a curated record